This is a messenger RNA of Dioszegia hungarica, 1176 nucleotides long. RefSeq lists its product as uncharacterized. The record is from RefSeq and is a predicted model, not a curated record. Lineage: Eukaryota; Fungi; Basidiomycota; Tremellomycetes; Tremellales; Bulleribasidiaceae. Bases 1 to 1176 code for a protein of 391 amino acids. The transcript has 6 exons.
AUGGCCUCUACCGCUCAUCUGCCCAACAUGGGCACAGCGGCUAUUCCGAAAGAUCAGGCUAUCCCAGCGAUCCUCAGUUCUGCUAUACGGAGGAUACUAGCCCGAUUGAGGGUCUUAAGAAGCGUUCCAGGAGCACCUGUGGCCACCACCUCCUCGCUCCUGCCCUUCAUACCGAAACCUGUCAAAAUAAUCUUCCUCCUACUCGUCCUCAUCAACUCCCCAUCAUUCCCCUUCCAAUGGCACCUGCGAGUAUGGAGUCACGCCCUGAAAGCUUACUACCUGGUCUAUCGUAAAGGACGUGGAAGGUACCUACGGGAGUGGGAGGCGGAGAACUUGAAGGCGGGGCAAGUGAGGGGAUUGCGGACGAAGAUAAAGCGGAGAGCUUGGCUCGAUGAUUGCGACUACAACAUUCACUUGUCCAACUCGUGCUAUGCCAAGAAUUCUGACUCGGCGCGGAUGGACUAUUGCGUCCAGUCGAUGUCGCCCAUCUUUACCCCUGGGGUGAAUGUCGCUCUUGCUGGAUCGCACUACAACUUCUUGAAGGAGAUCCCGAUGGGAAGCGAGUAUCUCAUGGAGACGAGAAUAGCAGGGUGGGGCGAGAAGUGGCUCUAUAUCGUCACCGAGUUCAUCAUUUACCCCAAAUCCAAACCCACCUCCAAUCUCAAAGCCGCCAAGGCGCAAAUCGACGCCAAGAUCGCGUCAGCCCCAACCUCAUCCGCUGGUCCCGCCAUCCCCUCCAUCUCCGCGCCUGGGACAGGCGAGUCCACCCCUCAAGUCUCCGGCACAGCCUCCCCGAUCCCGAACAUGGAAGAAGCGAAGAAGGUUGCCGCGCGGACAAGACCUGCACGGUCGGACGGAGGCAUCGUGGCGUGUCUGGCGGUAUUUGAGUAUUGCUUUAAGAUUGGUCGAGUCACCAUUCCACCUCGGGUUGCACUGUACUUUGCCUUCCAAUCGCCAAAACAGGACGAACGGGACCAUGCCCGAAAGAUGAUCUUGUCGAAAGAUCAGGGCAGAGCUUGGUUGCGCGGCGGAUGGAGGGAUGAGCCGAAUGCUGCGGAUAUCGGACGGAAUAUCGGGAUGGACGAUAGCGUCACGGAGGAGCAGAGUGGGGAGGCCUGGUACGAUAAGACAAGGAAGGGGAUGGAGGGUGUGGCGGAGGGGCUGAGCGUGCUGUGA